Molecule: messenger RNA, 2208 nt
Organism: Rotaria sp. Silwood2
Lineage: Eukaryota; Metazoa; Rotifera; Eurotatoria; Philodinida; Philodinidae
Source: the annotation of a GenBank genome assembly
AUGAAGCAUAACGAUUUUCUUUGUGGAGUUAUUGAAGGUUAUUAUGGUCGUCCAUGGUCAUUUAAUCAACGUAAAACACUUUUUGAAUAUUGUUUGAGAUUUGGUUUAAAUACAUAUGUAUAUGCACCAAAAGAUGAUGCAAAACAUCGAUCUCGUUGGCGUGAUCUUUAUUCGAACGAAGAAUCAUCUGAAUUGAGUCAAUUAAUUCAUAUAGCUAAACGAUAUGGAAUUAAAUUUAUAUAUGCUUUAUCACCCGGUUUAGAUAUUAUUUAUUCAUCAGAAAAAGAUUUAGGAGCAUUAAAACGAAAAUUUGAUCAAUUAUCAAGUUUAGGAUGUGAGAAUUGGGCUAUAUUAUUUGAUGAUAUUGAAAGUGAAAUGUGUCAACAAGAUAAAGAUCGUUUUGCAUCAUUUGCACAUGCUCAAGUCGCUGUUACUAAUGAAAUAUAUGAUUAUCUUAAUAAACCAAAUGUUUUACUAUUCUGUCCAACACAAUAUUGUAGCCGAAUGGCAAAGCCCUCUCUCGAAAGAUCUUCCUAUUUACAAACAAUCGGUAAUGGUCUUCAUCCAGAUAUUGAUAUUUUUUGGACAGGUCCAAAAGUAAUAUCAAGACGUAUAAUCAUCUCUCAUAUCUUAUCAGUAAAUAGUGUUUUACAACGACGUGUAACAAUUUGGGAUAAUUUAAAUGCAAAUGAUUAUGAUCAACGUCGUUUAUAUUUAGGACCAUUUUCUGGUCGUUCAUCAAAUUUAUCAUCUCGUUUAUCUGGAAUGUUAACAAAUCCAAAUUGUGAAUUUGAAUUAAAUUUUAUUCCACUUAAUACUCUUGGUCAAUGGUAUCAUUCAUUAAGAAUAAAUGAAAGUCAAGAUCAAAUUGAUGAUGAUGAUGAUGAAGAUAGUCUUCAAAUAACUCAAAUUUAUCAAUCUAAUAAAGCAUUAGAUCAAGCAUUGAUUGAUUGGUUACCUGAAUUUCAUAAAGUUAAAACAGCUCAUGAUUCUCAACAAAUUUUAAAAAUUGAUAAUUCUCCACAAGCAAUGAGUCCUAAACCAACAGUAUCAUCAUUAAUUAUUGAUGAAGAUUCUCAAGAUUCGAUAUGUGAAAGUCAAACAUCUACAACAUCAUCAAAAAUUCAUAUAAUGGAAUGUGAUGGAAAUGGAAAUACAAGUGAUAUUACAUUAGAUGAUAUAAGAUUACUUGUUGAAUUAUUUUAUUUACCUUAUGAAUAUGGACCUAAUGCUCAACAAAUGUUUAUUGAUUUUUAUUGGCUUAGAUUUAAUUAUUCUAGAAAUGAUAAAUUAAAUGAAUGGCGUUGUCGUGCUUCAUCAUUUCAUAAUAAUGCAAAAAAUGUUGGUCGUCUUGUUCAAAGAUUAACAACAAUUCAUAAUAGAUCAUUACUUUAUGAUAUUUAUAAUUAUGUUACUGAUAUUAGUUCAACUAUUUCUCUUUGUUCAAGAUAUCUUCAUUGGAUUGAUAAUGAUAAUAAACGUUCAAAUAUAUUCUUGUCAGGUGAUGUUGAACCAGCAUCAAAACGUGGUGGUCUUGCUGGUGAAUUUCUGAAUAUUCUUCCAAUGGGUGAUUUUCAAUCAAUAAUUAAACCAGAAUUAAAUUCAUCACAAAAUAUUUUUGUCAUUCAACCAAUGACUUCAAACGAUCAAGCUCUAAUGUAUGCUUUAUGUACACAAGUUUGUUAUCGAGAUGAAAUCGAUGAUCUUCUAGAUCAACAUUCGGAAAUUUUAGCUGAUAAGUUAAUUGGUGGAUAUUUAUUAAGUUCAUUAAAUAAUUUUGAUUUAUGCUUUGCUGUAAAUAAUGUUGACGAUGAAUUAAGUGCAUUUGUAUUAACAAUAAAUGAAAGUGAAAAAUAUGAUAAACUUAUUCAACCAACAUGGAUUACGCAACUUCAUCAGAAAUAUCCAAAUGUUGAUCAAAAUUUUUUUGAAGUAAAUGAAUGUCAUCAAUGGAUUUAUGAUCGAUAUCCUGUUCGUUUACAAUUAUUUAUUGAUCUAACAAUCAAAACUGAUAAUGCAUAUUUUAUUGGAAAUAAAUUAAUGAAAAUUAUUAUCGAUAAUCUCAUCAAACGAGGUUGUCAUGGAUGUCAUGCUUUAUUAGAUGAACGAAAUCCUUUAUUACAUCAAUAUUAUCUACGACUUGGCUUUGUUGAUAUACCAAAUAUGGAACAGAAUGAUCACAUACUUCUUGUCGGAAAACAAUUUUAA